AUGUUGUCUGAUCUUUUCUCUUCUCUAUCAUCCAUAUUCUUUCUGUUUCUCAUCCCUUGUCUCUUUAUCACAAGCUAUAUAUGCUUCCCUCUCUUCUUGCCAAAACUCCUCGGACUACUCAUCAAAAUCAUAGCCGCUCGAGACGAUGAUGACAACAAGAAACUUGAUGAGGGAACUAAUGUUGUCCGAGAGGAGGAGUUACAAAGAGAGCUAAUGCCGAGACACGUUGCAGUAAUAGUGGAUGGAAACCGGAGAUGGGCCAAACGGGCCGGAUUGUUUACGUUACAAGGCCACGAGGCCGGAGCUAAACGGCUUACACAGUUCGCCGAGCAUUGUUUCGAUUUGGUAAUUCAAACAGUCUCAGCAUUUCUUUUCUCCACAGAGAAUUGGGGAAGAAACAAGGUUGAGGUUAAGUGCCUAAUGUCUUUGCUCGAACACUACAUUAAGUCACAAAUCCAAUACUUCCAAAGAAAGGAAACUCGCGUUUCUGUUAUCGGAAAUAAAACAAAGAUCCCUUAAGGACUCAGCCAAGUAAUCAAUGAGAUAGAAGAAGCUACGAAAGGCUACAAGAAUAAGCAUCUCAUCUUGGCAAUAGAUUACAGCGGGAGAUUCGAUCUCACGCUCGCUUGCAAGAGUAUUGUGAAGAAAUCAGAAGAAGGGUUGAUCAGAGAGGAAGAUGUUGACGAGACAUUGAUCGAGAGAGAGCUUAUGACAAAUACUAUUGACUUCCCAAGUCCUGAUUUCUUGAUAAGGACAAGUGGAGAACAAAGGAUUAGUAACUUCUUCUUGUGGCAACUUGCUUACACUGAGCUCUUUUUCUCGCCGGUCCUUUGGCCUGAUUUCGAUAAGGGUAAGCUUAUAGAGGCCCUCGCUUCGUAUCAGUGCAGGGAAAGAAGAUUUGGCGUUCAAGUUUGA
Molecule: messenger RNA, 915 nt
Organism: Capsella rubella
Lineage: Eukaryota; Viridiplantae; Streptophyta; Magnoliopsida; Brassicales; Brassicaceae
Product: dehydrodolichyl diphosphate synthase 3
Biological process (GO): response to cold; plastid membrane organization; polyprenol biosynthetic process
Cellular component (GO): chloroplast stroma
Source: RefSeq, a predicted model, not a curated record